AGGUAGCAUAAUUUAUUUCAGUGGAUUCGAUUCCACUUCCACUUAAAUUAACAAAUGCCGAAAGCAACCGAACCCAAAUGAUUUCAUUUCUACGCACUGAUAUUCUCACUAAACUCACCUCUCACUCUCACAAACUAACAAAACUCAGUUACAUUACUUUUAAAACCCUAAUUAAACCCCAAAUGGCCGACCUCGCCGCCGGCGAUCGGAAAACAAUUAAACUCCCAAUCCCCGGUCAGCGCAACAUCCUCAUCACCAGCGCCUUGCCGUACGUCAACAACGUCCCUCAUCUCGGCAACAUCAUAGGAUGUGUUUUGAGUGCGGAUGUAUUUGCAAGGUACUGCCGGCUACGAGGAUACAAUGCGAUUUACGUGUGCGGGACGGAUGAGUAUGGGACGGCUACGGAGACGAAAGCGAUGGAGGAGAAUUGUACGCCGAAGGAAAUUUGUGACAAAUAUCAUGCUAUUCAUAAGGAGGUGUAUGAAUGGUUUAAUAUAAAAUUUGAUGAAUUUGGACGCACUUCAACCCCACAGCAGACUGAGGUUUGCCAAGCAAUUUUCAGUAAACUAAUGGAGAAUCACUGGCUUUCAGAAAACACAAUGCAGCAGCUUUAUUGUGAUACAUGCAAAAGAUUUUUGGCCGAUAGACUUGUGGAAGGUACUUGCCCUACACAAGGUUGUAACUAUGACUCUGCAAGAGGAGAUCAAUGCGAAAAUUGUGGCAAACUCUUAAACCCUACAGAAUUAAUAGACCCAAAAUGCAAGGUUUGUCAGAACACCCCACACAUACGUGAUACAAAUCACUUGUUUCUCGAGCUCCCUUUGCUGAAGGAUAAACUAGUAGAGUACAUCAACAGCAUGUCAGUAACUGGAUCAUGGACGCAAAAUGCUAUUCAAGCUACAAAUGCAUGGCUUAAGGAAGGUCUAAGGCAACGGUGUAUAACUAGGGAUCUGAAGUGGGGGGUUCCUGUUCCACAUGAGAAAUUUAAGGACAAGGUAUUUUACGUCUGGUUUGAUGCUCCAAUUGGAUAUGUUUCUAUCACUUCAUGUUACACGUCAGAGUGGGAGAAGUGGUGGAAGAACCCUGAGAAUGUAGAGUUAUAUCAGUUUAUGGGCAAGGAUAAUGUGCCUUUUCAUACCGUGAUGUUUCCAUCAACGCUUCUUGGAACUGGUGAAAAUUGGACUCUAAUGAAAACCAUCAGUGUUACAGAGUACUUGAACUAUGAAGCAGGGAAGUUCUCAAAGAGUAAGGGUGUAGGAGUUUUUGGAAAUGAUGCGAAAGAUACUAAGAUUCCAGUAGAAGUGUGGAGGUAUUACUUGCUAACCAAUAGACCAGAGGUAUCAGACACAUUAUUUACAUGGGUGGACUUGCAAGCAAAGCUAAAUACUGAAUUAUUAAAUAAUCUUGGAAAUUUCAUCAAUCGUGUCUUAAGCUUUAUUGCCAAAGAUCAAGCUUCGGGCUAUGGCUUCAUCAUCCCUGAUGCGCCAGGUGCAGAGUCUCACAUUCUAACAAAAAAAUUGGGUGAUAAAGUUGGUAACUAUGUGGAACAAUAUAUAGAAGCUAUGGAGAAGGUUAAGCUAAAGCAGGGGCUAAAGCUUGCAAUGAGCAUUUCUGGCGAGGGAAAUGCAUAUCUUCAAGAAACCCAGUUCUGGAAGCUUUACAAGGAAGACAAGGCUUCUUGUUCUAUAGUUAUGAAAACUUCCGCAGGACUAGUCUAUCUGCUUGCUUGUCUGCUAGAACCUUUUAUGCCAUCUUUCUCUGUUGAGGUACUUAAACAGCUCAACAUGCCUCCUGAGACGCAAAUUUCACUUGCAGAUGAAAAAGGAGACAUUGACAGGUCUAAAAGACCUUGGGAGUUUUUACCUGCUGGUCACAAAAUUGGAACACCUGUUCCAUUGUUCAAGGAACUGUCAGACAAGGAUGUGGAGUUUUUUAGGCAAAAAUUUGCUGGAAGCCAAGCCGAUAGGAUUGUGAAGGCAGAGGCUGAAGCUAAGCAAAUUGCUGAGCAACUAAAAAGGGCAAAAGUAUCAGAUGGAAAUGUAAAAAAAGAGCGAUCAAAAAAAUCAUCUGAAAAUAAACCCAAGAGCACAGCUGAACAAGAAAUAUCCAUAAGUAGACUUGAUAUCCGUGUUGGCCUCAUCACAAAGGUUCAGAAGCAUCCUGAUGCUGAUUCUUUAUAUGUGGAAGAAAUUGAUGUGGGUGAGGGUCAACCUCGGAUAGUCGUGAGCGGUCUUGUCAAGUAUAUUCCUCUUGAAGAAAUGCAGAAUCGGAAGGUCUGUGUUCUUUGCAACUUGAAACCUGUAACCAUGCGGGGAAUAAAAUCAUAUGCAAUGGUGCUUGCUGUUUCGAAUGAUGAUCACACUAAGGUUGAAUUGGUUGAUCCACCACAAUCAGCUCCCGUUGGGGAGAGAGUGACGUUCUCUGGCUUUGAAGGCAGUCCCGAUGAUGUGCUUAACCCUAAGAAAAAGGUCUGGGAAACCAUUCAGCCAGAGUUGCACACUAGCAAUGAACUGAUAGCCUGCUACAAAGAUAUGCCUUUCAGUACGUCAGUCGGACUUUGCAAAGUCAAAUCAAUUUCUGACGGAUCAAUUCGAUAGACCGAUCUUUUCAGAAAACUGGAGCUUCUGGGCCUGAAAACUGUUGAUAAGGUUAUACAAUUCAGUGAUUUACUGAACUGGAGCUUCUAGGCCUGCAAAUUUUUGUGCUUGUCAAAUGUUACGCAGAUAAAAGGACUAUAAGUAGCUGGAUUUUAUUAUGCAUUGGAUAGUCAAAUCUAGUCCUGUCAGAAACAACUAUCUGAUUGUUUUGAUCUUCAGCUGACUGUGAUGGUGGUUCAUUAGAUUACACCAUCAGAAAAUGUGUAAUUUUCUUACAAAUUUACAGAUUUGUUACAGUUCUGUAGAGGUGGUUCGAAAAAUAUACCAACACCAGGAUGCUAUUUAUAUUUAUAUAUACAGUUCUGUAGUA
This is a messenger RNA of Daucus carota subsp. sativus, 2967 nucleotides long. RefSeq names its product probable methionine--tRNA ligase. NCBI's taxonomy places the organism in Eukaryota, Viridiplantae, Streptophyta, Magnoliopsida, Apiales, Apiaceae. The record is from RefSeq and is a predicted model, not a curated record. The transcript is spliced from 17 exons. Gene Ontology annotation, molecular function: methionine-tRNA ligase activity; ATP binding; tRNA binding. Bases 78 to 2597 code for a protein of 839 amino acids. Gene Ontology annotation, biological process: methionyl-tRNA aminoacylation. Gene Ontology annotation, cellular component: cytosol; aminoacyl-tRNA synthetase multienzyme complex.